AUGAUGAGUAUAUCAACAACAACAACAACAAUAAGAGCAGCAGAAUCAACACGUUUGUCACAUCACAUGUUAACAUAUCAUCAUUCAAUCACUCACUCCUAUUUAUCUACUAAACCAGCAACCAGAAAAAUGGAAAAUGAAGAACAACAAGAGGAAGAUGAAGAUGAGGAAGCUAACAACUCACCCGAGUCUACCACAUCAACGACAGCAGAUCAACAAAAAUCAACAACAAAAUCAAAGAAAAAAAUACUCACAUUAAGAUCAUUUAAGAAAUCAAAGAGUUCAGAAAAGUUGAAUAAUCAAUCGGAGAGUUUUGAUAUUUCAUCUCCGACUUUGAUGUUUUCAACAUCGGAACAACAUAGCAAUAGUAAUCAAAAACCUCAAGAGAUAUCACCACUAUCAUUAUUCAGUCAACAUCAACAACAACAACAGAAACACUAUUUAUCACCGACAUCUACAUCACCAGCAAGUGCAAUGUCGCCAAUUACACUAUCACCAUCGCCAUCGUCAUUGGGAACACCACCGAUAAUGACAACGAUAACAUUACAUAAUAACGAUAAUAAUAACAAUGGCAAUUCAGAACAGGUUUCCGAUGGAAGACCACCAGUACCAAAAAGAAAUUUUACAGCAUCACCAACAACACAUUCACAAACACCCGCUGUACCACCGAGAAACAAUGGAUUAACAAGACCUGUUUCACCGAUAAACAACAACAACAACCACCAUCAACAACCUCCACCAACAGCACCAAGACCACUACCAACUCCAUCGCCACCCUCAAACUUCACAGCUACAACAGAUGGUCAACAACCUAAAAGAAUGGUAAAUCUAAGACCAGUAACACCACCACUUUCAAACAAUCAUUCAAAUGCAAAUGCAAUCAACAAUCACAAUCACAAUCACAAUCCAAAUCCAAAUCAUAGACCAGUUUCACAACCACCUGGAGCACAACAACAUCCAGUAAUUCCACCAAGAACUCGUAUAAAAUCUGAUACAAUUGUACCUAAUAGUAGUGGUAGUAAUGGAUUAUCUCAAAAGGAUAACUGUAAUUCCCAGCAUGAAAAUGGAUCACUGUUGAAUGGUCGCACGAUAUCUUUGAUUGGUCAGGAUGGUGGACUUUCAAGUCCGUCCACCUACUCGCCAAACUUGAGGAGCAACAACAGUAGUGGUGGUAGCAAUAGCAGUGGUGGUGAACUGUCGUCAUCCGAUGAAGCCAAACGCAAAACCAUGCGGCAAAAGAUGUUGUCCAGAAAGACUGCAUCGCUGUCGCUGCGCGACGACGACGCGCCCGGAACUGACGACGCCGAUGCCGACGCUGAAGAAUACGGAAGUAGCUACGAGAUGUCGCCUAGCUCUGGAUCAUCGAGUGGUUCGUUCUCAUCGUUUACAACAACGACAACAUCGUCGUCAUCACCCAACGAUGGUUCUUCAAUGGACAUCAAUAACAACAACAACGGUUCAGAUGUUGUGUCGUCACCACCUACUACAUCUGCAGCAGCAGCAACAGUACAACAAAAGAAACGUGGAUUCUUCAGUAGUAAACGAUCUACUGUUGCGGUUGACUAUGUUGAUCCGAAGGAGUUGAUCAUUGAGAAACUGAAUUGCGUUGAACAGGUGGCGUCGAGACGUUCGGCGCUUCCACCGAUAGCGACUAGCACCACUACCAACCGAGUGGUCAAAGAACUGAUUGAAACCGAAGCAGACUAUCUCGAUGAUCUCUACAUUCUUAUCAACUACUACAAGAACAGUAUGAUUGAACUAUCGCAACACCCAUCGAUGAGCAUCAAAAACGAAGAUAUCAACUAUGUAUUCUCCAAUGUCGACGAACUCUAUGUCAUCAAUCUACGCCUAUUCAACUCACUACUAGAAAUCAUACCAAACAUGGAAAACAUCAAUAACUAUCCAAAUGUAGAUGAGAUAUUCUUUAAGCAUACCAACGCUUUACAAAGAUAUGUAACAUAUUUAUCAAAUCAAGAACAAUGUAAUAAGCAAUUAGUAUCAUGGGAGAAUAAUAGUCAAUUAUCUUCUAUUUUAACUCAUAUAAAAUCACUACCAGGUGUAAAGAAUCAAAAUAUAUCAUCAUAUGUAAUAAAACCAGUACAGAGACUAUGUAAAUAUCCACUGCUAUUGAGAGAGUUGAAGAAUACGGUACCGGAGGAGAAUGAACACUAUCGUGCUUUCGAGAGAGCAGCUAAGCUGAUGGAGAAGAUCGUAUCGGAUAUCAACGGAAAGAUAAAGAACGAAGAGAAGAUCAAUGAGAUUAGAGAUCUCAUCGGUAAGGAACACGAUUCACUUCUCCUCAAGAAAACACUCCUCAAAGAGGGAAAGACAAAGAUCUUCAAAAAGGAAACCGGAAAGAGUCAAGACGCCACUCUCUACCUGCUCGACGAUAUCAUCAUCGUCUAUAAAUCAUCCAUACUUCAAAAGAAUCGCGUUGUAACCAUUUAUCUAUCGAAUCUACUUGAUAUUAGAGAUAUUGAAACAAAAGAGAUUAAAAGUGGAUUCGAAAUAUUACAUCUUUGCAAAGAACAAGCGUAUAGACAAUCAUUUUCUGCAGAGAACUACGCAGAUAAACUACUGUGGAUUAGAGAUAUAGAGGAUGCAGUUCACGCAUAUCAAGUCAUCACAGGACAACCAAUGUCAAAUUAUACAUAG
Messenger RNA from Heterostelium album PN500, 2655 nucleotides. RefSeq lists its product as uncharacterized. NCBI's taxonomy places the organism in Eukaryota, Evosea, Eumycetozoa, Acytosteliales, Acytosteliaceae. Gene Ontology annotation, molecular function: guanyl-nucleotide exchange factor activity. The record is from RefSeq and is a predicted model, not a curated record. Bases 1 to 2655 code for a protein of 884 amino acids. The transcript is spliced from 7 exons.